AUGGGAGCAGCCUGGUCUGCUUAUGCUGGUGUGCGGGAUGUCACAGGAGACUACAGCAAACGCGUGUAUCAAGGCGUGAGAGUGAAGCACACGGUCAAAGACUUACUGGCGGAAAAACGAUCCAGGCAGACAAGUAACUCAAGAUUUAAUAGCGGAGUCAGCAACUCCCCGUCUCCAUUUGCCCAGAUGCCAGGUUCACCGGUAACGUCAGGUUACUAUGGUGUCAGAAGAUCUUUCCUCUCUGACUCGGAUUUCCACAACACGAAACAGUUUGCAAAUGACGUCUGCACCUCACCGGCGAAGCCCUUUCCCUGUGAGUCCCCCGCAGGGCAGAGCCACCCGGCCCUCCUGGAUUCCUACUUCCCGGAACCCUACGCAGACCACCGGCCCCCGCCGGGCCUGACCCCCAGCACCAGCUCUCUGUUCAGCGCCUCGCCCCUGCCGCCGCUCCUGCCUCCACCCUUCCCUGGGGACCCCACGCACUUCGUGCUUAGGGACUCAUGGGAGCAAACGGUGCCCGAUGGUCUCAGCCAGGCAGACCCCGUGCCCGCCGAUACCCCGCAGACCUUGCCGCCCAGCACAGGAUGUCUCUCCCCGCUGGAGUCUGGGACCAGCACUCAGCACAGGAGCUCCAGCUGGGGGGCCCCCCUAGCUGGGGCUCAGUCCUACUCCCUGCAUGCACUAGAGGAUCUGUAUCAUGUGCCAGGGUUCCCCACCCCACCCCCGUAUCCCUUCACCCCUUUCAUGACCAUGUCCAAUGAUCUACCGCACAAGGUGGUGCCCCUCGCCCCAGAGGAGGGGGUAGACACCCCUUCCCUUCAGGACCCUUCUUCGUGGACCAAAGAAGACGGGAGCAUGGCGUGGGGGUCAUAUGAGUGCCGUAGAGCUUACUGAAGGGAGCACUGAAGGACUUCUGCUGGGCUUUUCUCUCUGGGGUUCUGUAUUUCACGGACCAUUUGCAGUGUGGUAGCUUAUUCAUUCAGAACCAGAUUCUCAGAACAGGCCAUCAGGCUGCCCUUUGUUAACAGACCACGGGAUUCAUCUGUAAUCCUCCCUACCACAGCCCCAUGAAAUACAACGUACGUUAAUUCGGGACAUCAGACCGUAUUCUAGUGAGACACCUGAGAGCGAUGCCUUUUUGGAACUUUAGUAACACCUUACAUUCUGAAUUUCUGUUAUCUUUGAACUAUCAUGUUUAGCGCUCGUAGUUUUCUUAAAUUACAUUAAAAAGUUUAUGCAGAUCGUGAAAUACACUGAUUCUCCUGUGCAGUUUUUCUUGGUGAUGAGCUAUGUGUGUCCUACAGUAAGAGAGAAAGCAUAGGAUACAGUGUAGAUUAGGGCACGUAAAACCAAACUCAUUUUGUACCAUGGGAUUUCUGAAGAGUAAAGUGUUAUCCAUGUGUCUCUCCUUAGUGACUUAAAAAGGACCAGUAACAGAUAUGGUACCAUAUAUAAAUGCUUUAUUGUGGUUAAAAUUGGAUGAGGUCAGGAGACUAUGGCUUCAUAAAUACACAGCUUUGACUCUGCCCUGAAGCCUAGAAUGUCAAAAAACAAGUCUAAUCACCAUCCCCCCCCCAGCAAAAAAAAUAGGCCCCAAAGUUUCUUUGAUCCAUGAUAGCCUUAAUUAAGCUACAUUGUUUCUCAGAUGGAAAAAUAUAUAUAUACUUAUUAGAGUGGAUUAGUGAAAUGGGUGUUCUGUGAUCAAGUAAGAAUAAAGGAAAUGCUGAGGACAGGACUAGUCUGUCGACAAGAAACAACAGACCACAGAAUACCAAGAAGCAAAGACAGAUUGUCACGUGUGCAUCAGUAGCAUUACACACAACAUCCCCCAUUUGAAGGAAGACCUUGUUGGUGGCUCAUUGCUCAGAAAUGUAUAGCUCCUAUUGUGUAUAA
Molecule: messenger RNA, 1893 nt
Organism: Panthera uncia (snow leopard)
Lineage: Eukaryota; Metazoa; Chordata; Mammalia; Carnivora; Felidae
Gene: POU2AF2
Product: POU class 2 homeobox associating factor 2
Exons: 5
Coding region: 1-894 (297 amino acids)
Molecular function (GO): DNA binding; POU domain binding
Source: RefSeq, a predicted model, not a curated record